Messenger RNA from Funneliformis geosporum, 160 nucleotides. NCBI's taxonomy places the organism in Eukaryota, Fungi, Glomeromycota, Glomeromycetes, Glomerales, Glomeraceae. The record is from the annotation of a GenBank genome assembly.
UAGUAUAGUUAACGUAAAUCCAAUUAAUCAGGCUUUAGCUGAACAUAAAAUUAAAUUAAGCAAAAUAGGAGCAGACUAUACUUGUAGAAUCUAUAGUGGUAGAAAUGAUUCUUAUUGUCAAAGUUUACGAGAAUUAGCAUGUAGACAAGUAGUAAGCUAA